AUGAUGGGCCCGAGGCCUGGUUUCUGGAUCCGGUAUUGUGCCGUUUUUCCAGCCACCGCUGCGUUGGUCUUGAUCUUCCAAACUCUUUCAACAAUUUCUUUCCUAAUCACCGGAUAUGACGAGCCGCCCCCACCGCGCGCUAAUCGAGGCUUUAUCAAACUGGAAGCCAGGACGAUUGUUGAUCUUCAAAAGAUGGACGACAUCAAGGCGGUCAUCUACCCAAAAAAUCUGGACGCUGAGGUUCAUUCCGUGACGCUUGGGAUCGGGAAUGAUACGGCUGCUGAGAAAAGGUUAAAGUCCCGGCUCCCGAAUGCCAUCUUCUACGGCGCCGACCCCCUCGAGGAGACGGCCGCCAUUUUUCGCAAGCUAGGAAAGGUAUAUACGGUAGGUUACUGUAUUUUCACCGUAGCUACCGUCAUCAUUUUCGGUCGGAAUCGGCCCGAAAAACGGGAAAACCAACUCGUCAAUAUUGCGAAAUGGGAAAUACCAAUA
Molecule: messenger RNA, 492 nt
Organism: Mesorhabditis spiculigera
Lineage: Eukaryota; Metazoa; Nematoda; Chromadorea; Rhabditida; Rhabditidae
Source: the annotation of a GenBank genome assembly